GUAGAAUUCUCACAAAGAUAUUCUCACAAAAAGAAAAAUAUUAGUACUGUACUAAAGUCUCACUCUUUCCUCACAAAAAAAGAUUUUUUGAGGUUGUAAUUAAUUAUAUGAAUGAAAAUGAAUAUGAAGGAAAAGAAAAAAGAAAAACUUGUGGUGCCUAAUUGAGGUUGUAGUUGAGUGUGUCCUGUAUAGAGUAUGUUCGUGUUGUAAUAAUCUGUAAUGAAUAAUAAUGGCUUCUACAAGUGCUGCUUCCACUUUCCUUCAGUUUCAUUCUCUUUCUUCUUCUCAACUUUUCAUCACCAAACUCCCUAAUAAUAAUAAUAAUAAUAACCAAAUAUCCCUUUCUUUUUCUUCUUCUUCCAAACAGACUUCUAAUUAUAAUAAGCGCGUUUAUGCAAAAGCUGUUUCUACAGACUCACAAAAACCUCUUACUCAGGAUAAACAAAACACUCCCUCAUCAUCAUCUUCCAAACUGGUCCUUGUUCUUGGUGCCUCAGGAGGUGUUGGGCAGCUAGUUACAGCAUCACUGCUUCAACGGAAUAUUAAGUCGCGAUUGAUUCUUAGGGAUCUUGAGAAAGCUAAAGCACUGUUUGGUGAACAAGAUGAGGAGAGAUUGCAGGUAUUCAAAGGAGACACAAGGAAGGAGGGUGAUUUGGAUCCAUCUAUAUUUGAAGGAGUCACUCAUGUGAUUUGCUGCACUGGAACAACGGCUUUUCCUUCGAGGCGGUGGGAUGAUGAAAAUACACCAGAAAGAGUUGAUUGGGUGGGAGUGAAGAAUCUAAUAUCCGUGUUGCCUUCGUCGGUGAAGAGAGUUGUUCUUGUGUCAUCAAUAGGUGUGACAAAGUGUAAUGAAUUGCCAUGGAACAUUAUGAACCUAUUUGGUGUCUUGAAGUAUAAGAAGAUGGGCGAGGAAUUUCUUCAGAAUUCUGGCUUUCCAUAUACCAUAAUUAGACCUGGAAGGUUGACAGAUGGACCAUACACAUCUUAUGAUCUCAAUACUUUACUCAAAGCAACAGCCGGCCAACGACGAGCAGUACUUAUAGGUCAAGGAGAUAAACUAGUGGGAGAGGCCAGUAGAAUCGUUGUGGCUGAAGCCUGUAUACAGGCACUAGACUUAGAAGUCACUGAAAAUCAAAUAUACGAAGUUAGCUCUGUCGAGGGUGAAGGUCCCGGAAAUGAUACUCAGAAGUGGCGAGAAUUAUUUGAGGCCGCGCGCUCUAGCUAACUAGACUUAUAAUGAAAACUUGUAUAUCAUAAAGAACGAUUCAUAUCAUCAUAUGUCUCAUAAGUAUCAUAAUUAGGAGCUUCAGUUUUACAAUUAUUGUAUAUAUACUUCUUCAUUCUAUCACCUGAAAACUUCGCUUAAAAUAGAAUUAAAAUUCUAAUAAAAGUUUUCUUUUCAAUUUUA
This is a messenger RNA of Trifolium pratense (red clover), 1408 nucleotides long. RefSeq lists its product as uncharacterized. Bases 230 to 1225 code for a protein of 331 amino acids. The record is from RefSeq and is a predicted model, not a curated record. The transcript has 9 exons. NCBI's taxonomy places the organism in Eukaryota, Viridiplantae, Streptophyta, Magnoliopsida, Fabales, Fabaceae.